AUGUCACCGUCAGCAGCUGCUCGUGUGAAUUAUCUGGGGUCCCUACGGGGCCCCAGCAGCUUGAUGUAUCCGCGGGGUCUUUUCGGUCCCUUCUGCUCGGGGGGCCGGGGUUCACCCGUGGCGCCGUUAGUGCAGGAGUGUCCAGCGGUGGUUCCCCUGGUUCCGUUGGCUCGGCGUUUUAGCACAUUCAACCACAACAUAGGACCUCACAAGUCGGACCCUCCUGCUAGCGAGAAGCCCCUGUUUCUGAAUCGCUUUGACCAGGCGGAUGACCCUUCGUUGUUUGCCCUGGAGGCAGAGGAGAUGCAGCGUCGACGGAAGGCGCUGGAAGAGCAGAACAAAGGCAAGGAUGCGCUUAUUGAAGGUGCAGACCUCGUCCAGCCAUCUAACCACCCUCAUCAGCGGAAGGGGUUCUUGAGGCGCAUGCGGUACUGGCACUAUCACCAGACAGCGGAGCCCACAUUCCCUCGGACUCCGGAUCUUAGCAAGGGUGAGCUUGCUGCGGGGGCGACUGUGACGAGAACGACGGUAUGGAAGACAGAUAACGAACCUGCAUUGGUGUCUGUGGCUCGCUUUUCGCCGGAAAACUUCCGCGCCGUCGGCUACGCUGAGAAUGCUCCAAACCCCAGCAGCAUCAACAGCGACGCCCAUCCCGACUUCAGAGAUUAUCGUCUCCGGAGCGGCAGCCCCGACAGAAGGCCGUUCAUGUACUUUCUCAGCGCUUCUUACUUCUUUAUAGGUGCCAGUAUGAUGCGCAGUCUCCUAUGUAAGAUGGUUCACUUCUGGUGGGUCAGCAAGGAUUUGAUGGCAUCUGGCACGACUGAAAUAGAUCUGCGGCCGAUUGAGACGGGCACCACGGCGGUGUUCAAGUGGCGCGGGAAGCCGGUGUUUAACUGGUGUAUUGUUUGUGGAUUCCGCUGCAGGGCGGACGACAGUCUGAUAGGGACUAUGAAAGACCCGCAGACUGACGCGGAGCGAUGCCAGCGACCGGAGUGGCUCAUCAAUAUAGGCGUCUGCACCCACUUGGGGUGCAUUCCCGUCGAGGGGGGCAGCUACCAUGGCUGGUUCUGCCCGUGCCACGGCUCCCACUACGACAUUUCAGGUCGCGUACGACAAGGCCCUGCGCCGACGAAUUUGGAGGUUCCCGAGAUGGUGUUCUUGGAUGAUGUCACUGUAAAGUUGGGUUGA
Messenger RNA from Eimeria maxima, 1188 nucleotides. Its product is annotated as ubiquinol-cytochrome c reductase domain-containing protein, putative. The coding region runs from base 1 to 1188 and encodes 395 amino acids. Gene Ontology annotation, molecular function: 2 iron, 2 sulfur cluster binding; quinol-cytochrome-c reductase activity. The transcript is spliced from 5 exons. Lineage: Eukaryota; Apicomplexa; Conoidasida; Eucoccidiorida; Eimeriidae. Gene Ontology annotation, cellular component: membrane. The record is from RefSeq and is a predicted model, not a curated record. Gene Ontology annotation, biological process: mitochondrial electron transport, ubiquinol to cytochrome c.